AUAAAGGCAAGGAUCGGCAAAGUAAGGGCAGCAUUCCUAUAGUUAAAGAAUAUAUGGAACUCAAAACAAUUGUCAAACAAUGUCAAAGUCAGAAUCUUCAAUACGAAUAUCAAGACAGUUCUACUCUACGGAGAUAAAAUUUGGAGAACUACCACAACCAUUAUCAAAAUAGUAUAAGUAUUUAUAAACAAUCGUCUACGCAGGAUACGGAAUUUCGGUUGGUCGGAUAUCAUGAGCAACAGCCUACUGUGGGAGGAAGCGAGCCAGCUUCCAGAUGAAGAGGAAAUUAAGAAAAGACGUUGGAAGUGGAUAGGACACAUAUUACGGAAAUCACCAAACUGCAUCACGAGGCAAUCCUUUACUUGGAAUUCUGAGGAGAGACGGAAAAGUGGAAGGCCAAAGAAAACACUGUGUCGAGGAUCGGAAGAAGACAUGAAAGGGAUGAAUAGCAACUGGGAAGGAUUAUCCAGGACAGAGUUGGAUGGCGAACACUGCUGGGUUGUUUACACUCCUCCACGAGAGGUAACAGGCAUAAGGAAGUUUCUUUUUAUUGAUUUCUAUUCCGAACUCAUUGAGAGUGACUGCUUGUAAUUGUGUUGAAUAAAGUAUUAUCUAGUUUAUACUCACUUUGGUUCUCCAUUCUGGGCCGUGUAUCCUGGAUCUGAUAUAAAGUAUCUAGGUUUAUUAUCGUAAUAACAUAUUAUUGUAGUAUACUUUGUAAGAGAUAAAAAAAUAUUUUAAACAAUCCGUUAUGUCAGUAUGAA
Schistosoma curassoni is the source of this 764-nucleotide messenger RNA. NCBI's taxonomy places the organism in Eukaryota, Metazoa, Platyhelminthes, Trematoda, Strigeidida, Schistosomatidae. The record is from the annotation of a GenBank genome assembly.